AUGGCUCCUGACAAUGGACGGGAUCUUAAUUGUGCAUGGGAGCAUUGUGGCAAAUCUUUCAACCGCAAAUCGGGCCUCCGCAGGCACUAUCGAAUACACAUCAAUGAACGGCCCUAUCAUUGCAAGGUCAAGGACUGUAACAAGAGCUUUAUUCAACGGUGUGCAUUGACUGUCCAUUCCCGAACCCACACCGGAGACAAGCCUUAUAUAUGUGACCACGAAGGAUGUUGCAAGGCAUUCUCCGAUCCAUCAAGUCUAAGACGCCACCGCAGGAUUCACACCGGGAAGCGGCCUUAUAUCUGCCAGGAACCUACAUGCGAAAAAAGCUUUUCCCACAAAACCACCCUGUCCAAACAUCAACAUCGCUCGCACCUACCCGGCACGACUCGACCACCUUUAGAAGACGCAGAAUCCGUACAUUCGUACCAGAACCCUAUUAGUACUUCCGUAGCGAAUGACCAAUAUCUCCUCGCCCAGCAACCCUUCUACCCUUAUUUAUCCACGCCGACGCAUGAGUUCUACCCUCCCAAAUACAUAGCCAUGACACCAGUUGCCGUGCAGGAGGCGGCCCGAAUCGUUGCCCAUAAUGUGCCCGUGACGUCCCCAUUUAACGUGCAGCAACUCAUGCAACAACGAUACGACCAAGGCCGCCCCGGCUACGUACCACUGGAGUUCCACCACCUCAUUGCAAGUGUGCCAAAAUCCAGGCAUGACCUCAUGGUUAUCUAUCAUCCUCAGAAUUUUGCCAUCUUGAGUCAGGUUACUGGAGGUCGACCAGGAAGAUCAAGGUGA
Aspergillus tanneri is the source of this 792-nucleotide messenger RNA. RefSeq names its product C2H2-type zinc finger protein. The coding region runs from base 1 to 792 and encodes 263 amino acids. Gene Ontology annotation, biological process: regulation of transcription by RNA polymerase II. The transcript is spliced from 4 exons. Gene Ontology annotation, cellular component: PcG protein complex; transcription regulator complex. The record is from RefSeq and is a predicted model, not a curated record. Gene Ontology annotation, molecular function: DNA-binding transcription factor activity, RNA polymerase II-specific; RNA polymerase II cis-regulatory region sequence-specific DNA binding. Lineage: Eukaryota; Fungi; Ascomycota; Eurotiomycetes; Eurotiales; Aspergillaceae.